CCACCCACCCAAAAAAAAGCUUCUGCUUCCCCUCGAUGGCUCGAUCUCCAUGGAUUUGGACUUUGGAGCCUCUCCCCCCACGCACGUGCAGCGGCGAGCGGCCUCUGGCGGUGGUGCCGGCGCCUGUGCUUCCCGCCCGGGCGGCACAAGAGAGCUGCAACCCACAUGCCGGCGGCCGGCGUGUUGGUUGGAUCCUUAUCCAUGGAGUUUGAUUGCUUGGAAAUCCAACCUGCAAGGUCAACUGAUUUCCCCACGGCUUGCAUCUUGGCCGUCUCAAAUAUAUGCGUGGAAGUUGCCGGAGCCUGCAGAUCCGGAUCCGGACUCUUCUCCUCAGAACUGAAUCAACCGGCAUGACGAAGCCGGAGUAAGCUGAUGCCAAAGAGAUCGACCGUGGUCCCAUGCUGCCUCCGCCUCUAAUUAACAAACAGCAAGACGUACGUAAGCACAGGAUGCUGCAAAAGAAUGAAAACUUGCAAGCGGAGCUUGAUUCAGCUUUUGGAGGAGUUGGAUCAUAUGAUGUUAGUAACAGUCGCAGUGGAAAAACAAAAGCCAUCUGCAUCCUGAAAAAUUACUGCAUCAUCGAAGAGGCCCCAAAACCACGCCGUCUUCAUUCCCCUCGCAAUCUCGAUUUCGCCGACGACGCCAACCGCCUCCGCCUCCGCCCUCGGGUUCCCUCUGCAACCGCAACAUGGCGAAGCGCGACCGGGCUGCCCGCGGCGACCGCGGCGCGCAAAGGGAGGCUGCCCGCGGCGCGCGGAGGGAGGCUGCCGGCGGCGACCGCGGGCGGAAUCCGUGGCCCCAGAGGGGCUGCUGCGGGGGGAGGCCAAGUACCAGGAAGAGCGGGGAAUGGCGGAGGUCGACUCGAGCAUGGUGCGGCAGCAGGCGGCGGCCAGCGCGGCGGCGCACCACACCCUCGCAGGCCUGCGGACAUCGCCUUGGGUAAUGACAACAAGAAAAUGUGGUUGGAUGGCAAUAGGAACAGAGACGUUCAUGAACAAAAGACUGUUCUGACAGGAAGCCCUUUCCGAUCUGAGAAUACUCCAACGAAAGUCAACAACAAAGACUCCAACAAAUAAUAGAUGAGCUUCGGGAGUUGAAGAAUCUGUUGUCCGGUCAAUCUACAUGGGAAGCGAGUGAAGAAUCUCUGAAACAAUAUCAUGAGUUGCUUGGUGAAUUCGAGAAGAUAAAGAAGGAAAUCAAAUCUGCUCAAGGGAUGGCCAUCCCACUGCCCAAGGACGUCGGAAAGAAGCCUAAGUUGAAGGUGUCCCUGUUCAAGUAGUAGAGAGUAGCCAUCCCAAUGCUCAAGGACGAAGUAUUUGCAGUACCAAAUAGAAUGUAGGCAGGAUCAGUCGAAGUAUUUGCUAUACCCUAAAGAUGAAAUGGUGCAGCAUAUGACUUCAUUUUGUUUGACUGAAAGUUAGAAUAGUGCAUCUGAUGACUGCCCUGUUCUAGCAGCAGUGUCUGGCUGUUUCUACGUGUGGAAAAUAAAGUACAGCCAUAAGCAGAUUAGCUUUAUGCACAAUUCACAGAUUGAGGCCCAUAGUUUUUGGAGAUAGUGUACGAAGCAAACUUGUCAUGA
Molecule: messenger RNA, 1579 nt
Organism: Panicum virgatum (switchgrass)
Lineage: Eukaryota; Viridiplantae; Streptophyta; Magnoliopsida; Poales; Poaceae
Product: circumsporozoite protein-like
Exons: 7
Coding region: 399-1076 (225 amino acids)
Source: RefSeq, a predicted model, not a curated record